Aspergillus heteromorphus CBS 117.55 is the source of this 881-nucleotide messenger RNA. RefSeq lists its product as uncharacterized. The transcript has 4 exons. NCBI's taxonomy places the organism in Eukaryota, Fungi, Ascomycota, Eurotiomycetes, Eurotiales, Aspergillaceae. The record is from RefSeq and is a predicted model, not a curated record. The coding region runs from base 12 to 881 and encodes 289 amino acids.
CAGCUGGUAUCAUGUACCCCGGUGUCUCCCUCGCGAUGUGCCAUUUGACAAUUGAUAGAAUUUUAAAAAAGUAUAUGGCUAACAACAGCUCACCGGACUACAGAGCACUAUACCUGGAGGCAGAAGAACAGAGAAGAUUGGCCGAGAAGAAAGAAAAACAAGAUCUAGAGCGAGAACAAACGCGUCCUACCAGCUUCGGAGAGCUUAUUCGAUACUGCCACCUUUUUUUUCUCACAGCGUUUGAGAACCGAAGCACCAUCUCGAUCGAUCACGAAAACUGCAGCGCCAGUCAAGAGCAGAUCUAUCGUUCUAAUGCGGGAUUUUUGUUCCAGCCGCGUCUCUACCUGAAGGCCCUCGGAGAUGAAUUCAGCGAAAGACCCAUAAGCAGUGAACAGGAUCUUGAGAGUUACGAACGAUUUUGCGUUGAAAACCACGUUCGCGAUAUUAUUGCAAAGCUGUGCACGAUAAAUGCUGCUCGGGACGAAUUUAGGUUGGGCAAAGAUAUCCAAUUUGACAACCAUGCCAACGCUCUUGACACAAACGAAGAGGACAAAUAUGGGAAAGACAAGUCAACCGGUUCGCGGCGAUCCAGACCCGACCAAUUCUGCGUUCAUCGCGUGGAUGGCGAAAACAAAGCUCUUCUGAUGACGGUCGAAUAUAAAUCAUCUCACAAGCUGUCUGUGGAGAAUCUUCGCGCAGGACUCCGACCGAUGGACUUGUGGCAUGAAGUGGUCAGACCGGAUUCUGUUCCCACGGAGGGGCCUGAGAAACUGAAAUACAACGCCGCCUGGCUGACGGGCUCGGCAGUGGUGCAGGAAUAUCAUGUUAUGAUUCAGGAAGGUCUCGAUGCAAGAAACAGGAUCCGCUACAGCAGCCGGUGA